Vanrija pseudolonga is the source of this 624-nucleotide messenger RNA. RefSeq lists its product as uncharacterized. The transcript has 2 exons. The record is from RefSeq and is a predicted model, not a curated record. The coding region runs from base 1 to 624 and encodes 207 amino acids. NCBI's taxonomy places the organism in Eukaryota, Fungi, Basidiomycota, Tremellomycetes, Trichosporonales, Trichosporonaceae.
AUGAAGCUCUCACUCACUGUCGCGCUCAUCUCCCUCCAGUCCCUCGCCCUGGGGUUGACCGUCCAGCCGUCGGCCACCACCACAGUCGUAGCCGGCGGCGGUCAAGGCGGCAAGGGCGGUAACGGUGGCAAGGGCGGCAAUGGUGGCGCGGGGGGCGGUGCGGGUGGUGCCGGAGGCAGCGGAGGCGCUGGCGGUGCUGGUGGUGCUGGUGGCGGCCAGGGUGGUGCCGGUGGUGAGGGCGGUUCUGGCGGUGCGGCGGGUGCCGUGACGCCGACCUCGUCGGCCAAGGUGCCCAGUGGAUCCGACUACCUGCAGUUCUUCAAGGGGUAUGCGCUCAAGGCGCCCAUCGACCACUUCGGGCUCCGAUGCAGUGAUGUCUCCGACGAUGCCAAGGUCGUCUCCAUCCCGAGACAGUACUGGGAGGGAGUGGAGGAGCAGCCGUGUGGACGCACCGUCACGCUCUGGUUCAACGGCACCUAUGCACAGGCACCCGUCUACAACGAAUGUGCCGUGUGCAGCACGUACGGCGUCGCCAUCUCCGCUGCCCUCUUCGAGGAGCUUACCGGCGGGCCGGCAGACCGCUUGGAGCAGGACGAGGUGUGGUGGACCGUUGACCCCAAGUGA